AUGAAUCGUUUAAAUUCAUCUAUGAAAUAUAUACGCGUAAAUUUUGAAAAUUUAUCAUUGAAAUCAACUGAAAGUGCUUACAUUAAAUGUGAUCAAAUGAUUUCUUAUAAUAGUAAUAAUAACACUGAAAAGGUUGAAAUUAUGAAAAUUUUAAAAAACCCUUUAACACAUAACAUUACUGAUUAUUAUAUAGAAGCAACUAAAAAGAAACAUUAUCUAUUAUUAAAUAAAACUAUACAAAUUCUAAUUAUAAUAAUCUUAUUUAAUUAUUCAAUAGUUUACGUGAAUAAUAAUCUUUGCAUAGAUGCUAUGCAUUUACAUAAUACUAUUUUAUCACCAUUAACGGAAACGUCAACAGAUUCAGAGACAAUAUUAGAAUCAGAUUCAUCUACAUUACCUACAUAUUUAAUUGAUUCACCUGUAGUCAAAUUAAUUAAAACUCCAAAAACUACACAACGAUCUUAUUUAGAUAAUGGAUUACAAUUAGAAAAUAAAGUAAUGCAAAGAAUAUCAUCAAUAUUUCAAGAUAAAAAGGCUAUACAAGAUUUGUUGACAGAAAUGAAUGCAUAUUAUUUAACUUAUGGGAGACCAAGAUACGGAUAA
This is a messenger RNA of Schistosoma curassoni, 603 nucleotides long. The record is from the annotation of a GenBank genome assembly. NCBI's taxonomy places the organism in Eukaryota, Metazoa, Platyhelminthes, Trematoda, Strigeidida, Schistosomatidae.